This is a messenger RNA of Epinephelus moara (kelp grouper), 4844 nucleotides long. RefSeq names its product interleukin 7 receptor (gene il7r). Gene Ontology annotation, biological process: hemopoiesis; cytokine-mediated signaling pathway; positive regulation of receptor signaling pathway via JAK-STAT. Gene Ontology annotation, molecular function: cytokine receptor activity; protein binding. Gene Ontology annotation, cellular component: external side of plasma membrane; membrane. The transcript has 8 exons. The record is from RefSeq and is a predicted model, not a curated record. NCBI's taxonomy places the organism in Eukaryota, Metazoa, Chordata, Actinopteri, Perciformes, Serranidae. Bases 22 to 1269 code for a protein of 415 amino acids.
AUCAGCGUUCUGACUGAGGAGAUGCUGCUUGGCUGCUGGAUCGCUGCACCGCUGCUGCUGCUGCUGCUGCUGUCGGCUGGGACUCGGGCUCAGAGCGGAGACGGAGACACGGACAUGGAGCCCAGAGUCAGCUGCACCUCUGACAUCCUGAUGGCAGGAAGCAGUCUGACCUGUAAACUGGUCGGAGGCCGGAGCGACAGUGAGGACGAUGAAGACGAAGAGGCUGAUGUCAUAGACAGGAUGACAGUGUGCUACUUCGACUGGAAUGGAAAUAAAAAAGAAGAGAAGUGUUUGAAGGUUCCUGGAGACACAGUCACCUCCAAAGAUCUGCGUCUUGUCCUUGACUUCAACGUAUCCGUCCACCUGAAGUCAGGAAGGUUAAUCACAACCAUGGUGGACCUGAAGAAAAUAGUCAAACCGAGAAGUCCUCAGGUGAAGAACGUGACUUUCGACCAUGAGUCAAACCAGGCUGUGAUUCGUAUUCAGACUCCGUACCACAAAGACUACCUGAAACUCGAAAACCAACUCUUCCAGCUGCUCAUCCAGAGCCCCGACAGAACAAUACCUCAAAACUUCUCAUCGGACACUCUAAAGAUCGACAUGCAGCACCUCCGCAGACACACCGUGUAUCACGUCAAAGUGCGAGCGUUACCAGUGAAAGUUUGGCAGGGUACCUGGAGCGACUGGAGUGAAACGUACAGCUUCUUUACUCCCGCUGGAGAAAAUAAACAGAGGGACGGGAGACGGGAGACGUACACACUGCUUCUGUGUUUCGUCGUUUUGCUGGUGGUGCCUUUAAGUGUUAUUUUCUUCUGGAAAAACAAAAUUUUUACCUACAUGUGGCCGAGCAUCCCGCACCCCAAACACACACUGGUGCAGAUCUGCAAGCCAAAUAAAGGCCUCCUGUUGAACUUCAAACCUGAAGUGUUCAGCGCUCUUAAAGUGGAGAAGAUGGAGGAGCAGCCGUGUGAGGAAACUUCGAUCGCUGCUGCAGCCGCUGACGGUGCUCACUCCGAAUUUCCCGGCUCUUCCCACAGCUCUGACUCCUCCAGGAGCACCACCAGCGUCAGCACAGAGGAGCUGGAGCUGUCCGCCCUGCUGAGCCGGAGCUCCUCUGACGGAGAGGACGCCCUCCAGAGCACCAGUCUGUCCCCCGUCCAAGUGCAGCCGCCCGAGGAGAGAGCUCACACACCUCAGCCUGAGUGCAGCGGCGGAGGGAAUGAGGCGGAGGCUUACGUCACCAUGUCCAGUUUUUAUCAGAUCAAGUAGGUCAGAAGGACGAAGAGGGACAGUGAUGGACGGACAAAACUGGAAAAUGACACCUCAGAAAACUCUGACCAGCCACAAAAUGAUUCCUUUAAUAUCAGUCAGUCCACGUCUCUGAUCCACUCUGGAAUAUCUCUAUUUCCAUCAACGUUUCACAGACGUUCACUUCGUCAGUCUGUCCAGGAUUUCGCAGGCUGUGUUUGGGAUUGUUGCGGCCUGAUAUUUCUCAUUUCAAAAAAUUCUUUACAACUUCUUUUGGCCUUUUUUUGCAGUUCAAUUUUUGGGCAAGUGGAAAUUACAAGAGUAGCUGUGAUGCUGUUUCUGAUUCGGAGCUCAUUAUCGUGAGCGCUCAGUGUUUCCCACAGAAUUAGAAUCUAUUCGUGAUUUGCGGAGAUGGGGGGUGGCUGCAUCAACAGCUGAUGACCAACAAUCAGCUGCUGAUGGUGUUUGACGCAGAGCUGCAGGAGCGUCUCCAUAAGCUGCUCCUCUCCUGCUGAGAACAUCAGACACCGAGCUGACACCAAAACAGCUCGACUGUGUCAUUAAACCUGUUAAUAACCCCUAGGUCACGUUAGCCAUGUGAUGCUAACAGUUAGCCCUGUCACUGUGUGUGUGACCCUGAGCUCCUGUCCUGCAGAUAAACACAGAGAGAAUCAUUGCGCUGCAUGCAGUUCCACCAUGAAAUCAGAUGUUAAUAGUCAAAUUUGUGGUUAAGUUUCAGUGACCGCUCAAAAUUCACAGGGAUUGGCUGAUUUUGUGUUAAUUGUUGUGACUAUAACAUCCUGCACGGACGGCUCUGGCCAGAGGAUGAACCCUCGAACGCCACCAUGAGGUGGUGUGUUUUUUUUAGUGAAAUAUUAGCAACAUUUCCUGGACAGUGUUGGACGGGUCUUCACGGUCUCACUGACUCUCAGUGAUCCUUUCACUUUUCCUGUAGCGCCACCAACAGGUCAGAGUUGAUUUUAUUCACCCCUUGAUGUCUCCAGUUUUUUAAAUGGUCAAAGUCUGCGCAGCAGAAUUUUUAUUUUUCCUUCAGCGAGUAAAAGUGGAGAUAUUUUAUUUUUAUCUCUCUCUGGAGUCCAGAGUGUGACAGUAGCAGUUUGUUAAAUGUGGGCUGUUGACCCAGAGAGACGGAAAUGUAGCUUUAUGUUUAUUUUGUUGCUUUUGACGCCGUACGAUUGUAUCAAGUAUAUCUGAAUCAUAUAUGGCACAUUGUAUACUGACAGACCUCCUCAUACAGUCAGCUGCUGUGUUUCUGCAGGUUUUACUACAAAUCACAGAGAGGUGUCUCCAGAGAGCGUCCAGACGGCACUGGUUAAGGCUCAGCUCAUCUUUCAGCUGAGCGCCAUGUUCUCUGUAGUGAAGCAACCAAAUAAAAAGAUUCAGUUGGCUGCUUGGAGGGUCGUCCAGCGACUCACAGAUGGGUGACAAAUGAAAAUAAAUCUCCGUCUGAGGUGAGUUACUUAAGUGUUGUUCCACUAGAACACCUUCAGUUCUCCUCGUCAUAGAGUUUUACAUCGCCUGUUCAAGGAAGGUCACGCCGACAUGCCGCCUCAUCGUUCUGUAUAAACGGUACGAUCGUGACACAGAGGGACAGAGUUGUCUCGCCUUUAAGCCGACAGCGAAGCACCGACAUGAUGUCUGUGUUAAAAGUGUGAGCAAAGCAUGACGAGUGUGACGUUUUGAUGGCGUGUUAUAUGUGCGACUCAUUAAAGUAAUAACCAUAAGAACUUUGUAGAACCUCUUAAAUGACCCCUAGAAGGAAAGGAUUCCUAGAAAUUUCGUUUCACGUGCAAGCAUGCAAAUGACAAUAAACAAAUUAAAUGAAAUGAACUCCCUAAAACCCUAACCUCUGAGGAAGUUCUAAGCCCUCUAGCUCUGAGCCCUAAGAUCCCUAAAUGAUGUACAAAUUAAUGACAGUUUAAAGUAACCACAAAAACCACUUAACAGACCACAAGAACCACAAAGAACCUCUCAAAUGGCCACUAGAACCACCCCGAGGAUUCCUAGAACCUCCUCAGUGACGGUUAUCAUCAUAUAAAUGAGCCCUAGAAUCUUCUCAGUGAACAACAAUCAUAUAGAACCCCUUAAAUGACCUCUAGAGCCACCUAAAGGAUGAGUUGAACCUCCUUACAUCUAAACCCAAACCUUUGAGGAUGUUGUAAGCCCUAAGAUUUCUAAAUAAUGUACAAAUUAAUAACAGCUAGAGUAACCCGAAGAUCCACCUGACAGACCACAAGAACCACAUAGAGCUUUGUCAAUGACCACUAGAACCACCUUAAUGAUUCCUAGAACCUCCUCAGCGACUACUGGUAUCACAUAAACAUACAUGACCAUAACAACCAAACAAACCAUUAGAACCACCAAAAGGACCAGUGGAACCACCUCAAUGCCUUAAUCCAAACCUUUGAGGAAGUUUGAAGCCCUCCAGCUCUCAAAAUGAUGUACAAAGUAAUGACAGAUUAAAGUAACUAUCCACAAAAAACACCUAACAGACCAAAAGAACCACUUAAAUGACCAUUAGAACUUCCUCAGUGGACACCAGAACCACCUAAAGGACUACAAAAAAACCCUCUGUAUUCACAAGAACCAUGUAGAACCUAAACAUCAGAAAAUUUAGAUGAAAGUAACUAGAAUAACCUGAAGAACCACCUGACAGACCACAAGGACCAGGUAGAACCUCCUAAAUGGACAACAGAACCACCUCAAGGACUACUACAAACUCCUCAGUGUCCACAUGAACCUCUUAGAGGACCACACCUGACCACACCCCUAGAUCCACCUAAGUGAGUGCUAGAACUUCCUCAAAGACCACCUAAAAGAACUCUUGAAUGUCCUCAGCACCGCCCUGGCACAAAGGUCUACGCUCUUCUGUUUUUUUGGCUUUCCUUAGAAGCUACCUGGCAGAUCAGCGACCUCAGUCUGGGUGGAGGUGAUGUAGCGUUAAGGUGCGGCAGCGCUGUGCCUGAUCUGUUUCACAGCAGACAGGUUUCUGAUCCAGCUGGGAGCAGGGCGGGGCGGUCCGGUAUCAGAACCCCGGCUAAGUUUGAGCUGCUGCAGGUCAGAGUCUGGAGCUGCUGCUGUGCUCCUGCGGAGGUGAAGAGGAUGAGCGUUUGAGUCGUUCAGGUGUUUCCUUUUAAUUUGUCACCCGUCUGUUUGAUUUGAGCUAAAACGUCCAGAAACACCAGCGAGGUCUUUUUAAAGAAAGCUGCUCGUAUCUGCACUGAAACUGUUAAAGAACUUCAGCUGUUGUUCGUCAUGGAUCAGGCUCGUCUCCCUCCGCUGACCAGCAGUACGUGUCGUUCUGGUCAGACAGGUGACACGUGCUGCUGCAGCGACCUGACCCCACACCAAGCACCAUGCUGCUUUUUCAUGUAUCUGACACAACCUACACCUCAUGUUUCCUCACAGCGACGGCUGAAAGACAAACACAGAAUGUACACUUUAUUUCCUCUCCGGUCUGAUUGUAAUAUUUCAGCUGUGUGUACUACACCGUAACAUCUGAUUGUACAACAUGUUCUUUAUUUAAACAGAGCUGACGGUGUUGCAUGUAAUAAAACAGAACAGUUAUGAAGUGA